Messenger RNA from Bactrocera latifrons, 1678 nucleotides. RefSeq lists its product as uncharacterized. Gene Ontology annotation, molecular function: metalloendopeptidase activity. Gene Ontology annotation, biological process: proteolysis. The transcript is spliced from 2 exons. The record is from RefSeq and is a predicted model, not a curated record. Lineage: Eukaryota; Metazoa; Arthropoda; Insecta; Diptera; Tephritidae. Bases 367 to 1617 code for a protein of 416 amino acids.
GCGUGUCAGUKGCAAGUGACGAGUGGUGAGCAGUGGUGGCAGCAUUUACAUAGUGUCAACGCUCGUAAAUUGCGUAUCACGCUUAAAAUAAUCAAGUGAAAAUCGCGCACAAAAACUCAUUAACACUUCCAAUAUAUGUAGUGUCGAGCACAAGUUGCAAGUACUCAAGUCACGCGCUUUUUGUAAAUAACCGAAUAAUUGCCGAAGUUUUUGACACAAAUCAAAGUUGAGUUGGCGCGAAGUGUUGACCAACGAAGUGCGGUUUGCGAGCUCCAGGGCAAACUAAGUUGCGUGAAGUUGAAUAAACUAUUAACGGUUUGUGUGAGUGAUAGUGACGUGAAUGCAUUAGAUCCGUGAUUCAUAACAAUGUUUUCGCUUGACAAGAACAUUCAUCAAUGUCRCCACGGUCGGGGACGAAGCGCGCUUUUGACUUACAACRUCCUGCUAUGCGCUUUGGUGGCGCUCAUGYUUUGUCUGCCCGUGGGUGGRGACGAUUUGAGAGCAUAUAAGUAUGUGUCCAGAGCACGCGAAAGGCAGCUGGAAAAACUCGCGAUACGCAUAAAUGAGUCCGUUAAUCCAAAUCGGUAUCCCUGCGAGAGCUUYUACGAUUAUGUUUGCAGUUAUAGUAAACCGCUAUUCACGAUACUUGGUCAUUUGCCCGAACUCGAUGAUCUCAUGAAGUUAUUUACUGAGCUGCAGCAAGAUCCCGAGAAGUUUAGUGCCAAAGACAAGAUGUUGGAUUUUUUCGUUUCUUGUACAUCSAAGAAAUGGCUGGAGGAUUGCUAUCGCGAAACAUUCGAAUAUUUCAAGCCACUUUUUGGUUACAUUAUCACCAAGAACUAUGUUGGCAGCAAUUCGGAGGAGCAUCGUAACUUUCUGGUACUACUGGAUGCUUUUCUGUUAAAGGCCUCGCAAACGCWUAAUUUCAUGCAUCACCCGAUACGUCAUCGCUUGCAGACGUUGAGAGAGAAAUUCCGCUUGCCGCAGAUCUAUUUGCGGCCGCACGAAUUAAGUGAGGAAWACGAAUCGUUAAUGAUGUAUCCCGAGAGUUAUAAGCAUAAUGUGCGUAAUUUGGAGUUGCAUCGUAGACGUAAUUCCAGCUAUGAGUUGGGCGUGGAGCGCACCAUGUUGGAUUGGUCAUUGUAUUUGUAUCAAAGUCGCAAUAUGCCCAUGUCCUAUUACUAUCCCACAUUGAAUGUACACCUGUGGAUGACAUUGUACAACACGACGGAGCGUGACCGUGAGCCGAAGCGCGUGCAUGAGCUUGCCGAAUGCUUGAAGYUGCCACCGUACGUGCAUGUGCUGGACGAGGCGCGUGUUUUGGCUUUGGUCUAUUUGAAGGCUUUCCAAAAUGCUUGGUUUGAUUAUAGUACUUGGCUGAAGCCUGAUCGUGCGACUGUGAACAGUGACAUCUAUGAUCAUGAGAAUAGAAUACUGUCACGCUUUAAGUUGGAUAAUAAGAAGGUGUUCUUCAUUUUGUAUGGGCAGAAUUUUUGCGAGUUCGGCAAAGAGUUGGCGGAGAAUAUCUUCUAUUUGGGCAUGAAACAGAAUCGCGACUUCGCCGAAAGCUUCGAUUGUGUGUUUGCACCAGAGCCGCGUAUGCCAUGUUAUGUGUAAAACUGAGCUUCGUAAAAUUCAAAAUAUUAGUAAGAAAAAUAUACGACUGCUUUUAUUAAAA